Cygnus olor (mute swan) is the source of this 946-nucleotide messenger RNA. It is a transcript of the gene SDHAF3, whose product is annotated as succinate dehydrogenase complex assembly factor 3. Gene Ontology annotation, biological process: succinate metabolic process; mitochondrial respiratory chain complex II assembly. The record is from RefSeq and is a predicted model, not a curated record. Gene Ontology annotation, cellular component: mitochondrial intermembrane space; mitochondrion. The transcript is spliced from 2 exons. Lineage: Eukaryota; Metazoa; Chordata; Aves; Anseriformes; Anatidae. The coding region runs from base 37 to 411 and encodes 124 amino acids.
GCAGCCCCGCCUCACGGCCCGGCCGCCUCCGCCGCCAUGCCGGGAGGCCCGGCCGGCCCGCGGGGCCUCUACCGCCGGCUGCUGCGGCUGCACCGGGCGCUGCCGCCCGCCCUGCGGGAGCUGGGCGACCGCUACGUGAGGGAGGAGUUCAGGAAGCACAAGGCUGCGGGGCCCGCCGAGGCCCAGCGCUUCCUGCGGGAAUGGGAGAACUAUGCAGCACUGAUACGGCAACAAAUUAAUGAGGACAAACAAAAUUCAAGAGAAAAGACUGUAUUUGGAAUCCAGCUCACAGAAGAAAAACUUAAUGACUUCCGUGAUGAGCAGAUUGGGCAGCUGAAGGAACUGAUGGACGAGGCUACCAAACCUCAUAAAAAAAUCACAGUUUCUAAAGACUCAGAACACAAAAGCUAAAAAGGUUUUAAAGAUUCUUUUAAUGCAUACGGAAGCAUUUUGAAACUUCCUUUUCCAGCUGGGCUAGAAUGUGAUUUUUUGUGGAAUGAUGGAUGCUGCCGUUGCCAUAACUUGUCUAAAGCUGAUGUCUCUGGCUUUUUAUGCAAGAAUGACUGCUAAAAUGGAAUCAUAACAAUUUUAUGUUAAUUGCAGGUUUUUUUCCUCCUAAUGGAAGGUGGAGACUUAAAGAAUUUGGUAACAUUAAACUGACAUUUUAAAAACUAGGAAGUUUUAUUUUUAGUCUAAGCACCCAUAGGGCAAAACUUCUUUCCAUUUGUACAUCAUCCUCUGCCAUGAUGGAAAAGAUGCAAUUAACAUUUGUUUUCUGAUGUGAAUUCAGUAGGCAAUGAACAAAAGUGUGGUGCUAAAGUGUAUUUAUUUCAACAGAAAGAAACGAGCAGUAUUAGAAACACAUACUGUUGUUGAAAUUGAAAGUUGGUUUUCUUCUUGAGCUGUAUUGUGAAAUCUGCUUUAAAAUAAAAGAUAUGAUUUGUUA